AUGGCCGCGAUUCUCAUGACUCUCUGGGCUGAGGCUGUGAUGCAGUCCAAUACCAGUGCCAUUAAACUCUUCAGUCAGAUACAGGCCUCCCUCCAGGUCUUAGGUGAGCUGAACGCGGGUGUUAGUCUCAGCUGGGCUUGCACUGAGGUGUACUUUCCUCAAGAUGCUGCAGGCAAGACGGCCAGUGUUGCACCAGCGGACUUGCACAGCAGCAAUGAUCAAGUUUACUCCUUUGAGCUGACUUUUGACGCAUCGCUCACUGCGCACGGAAAUCUGGUAUUGUCUCUCACCCCCGAAGUCCGCUUCGGCAUUUCCGUCCUUGGGGGCGACUUGAUUGCAAGCAUUACGGGCGAUGGUUUGAUGAGUGCUGGAUUCUGCUAUUGGGCGGACUUCGUCUAUUCCAUUUUUAUCCAGGCGGAGGCCUCCUUCCUCAAUGGAGAAGCAUACUGGGGUGACAAAUAUGACGUUGUCUCUCCCAGUGACCCGCUGGCUCUUGUGGAAGAAACCUGCGUCAACUAUGCGAGCAGUGACCCCCUUAGUAAGAGAGAAGCUGUUGAGGCGUUGGUAUUGAAUAGCACUGGAAAUGCUUGCUUUGGGGGCCUCAUUGCCUGCAACACCGUCGAUGACAUGAGCACUGCGUCCGGAAUCUGCAUAAAUAUCCAGAAUUACCUGGAUAGCCACGCAUUGCAGUGGUCGCCAACCUACAUGGGUGCCAUGUUCAUGCGUCUGACAUACAAACGCGAUAGUGGCAACACCAAUCGGGACCUGGCUUGUGGAAAUCCAAGUGGGACCGGGAAUAUGGCUGCCCACUGUAAACAGAUUAAACGGUCGCUCUGGCCUCUUGCGGUUCGGCAAGCAGGAUCGAACGCCGCAGGAAUGUAUGGGUGGAGUGAAUCAAUUUCCUGCGAUGAGUUCCCGUUCAAUUCCGCCGCAGAAGGUGGAACCGGUGCCAGUACCUCUUGCACGCCAUGGGAACAGCAAACCUACCAGUCUUACAUUACCCAGAAAAUUAUAUACAUCCGGGAUAAGACCAACAACAACCAGAUGUGGCAGACUGAGCCAUGGGGCGGUCCCCUUCCACGCCAAUACACGGUAAACCUGUUCGAUAGCAGCAGCAACCCCACAGGCACAUUCCUCGGAACCUACGGGGGCUACCUCGCGGGUAAUCAGAACCUCAUCCGGGCCCGCAUCGCCGGCGGCGUCAACACCUUUGGCAGCAACAGUGUCUACUCUUUGUCCUCGGGCACGUACAACGCCCUCUGCCACCUAGAUGACGGCUAUCAGACGAGAACGACCGCCAUGGGGGUCGACUACAUCAAGCUAAUAGUGUGUAACGUUGUGUAUGGGGACUCGACGGGGGCGGAUCUCACCAGGCGAGACGGGAAGUAUGGCGACGAUGACUCGUACACAGGUCGUCCGGAGAUGCAUCCUCGAUUCUGGCAGGUGGAAGAGCUUCGCAUUCCCAAGAAUUGGCAGGACCAUGUCAUUCUCAUGCGGCGGGAUGGCUCGGAUGGACCUGCCCAGAGCCCGGCCCAAGAGAACAACGGUGAGUCAGAUGGUUGGAAGUGGGAUGACACAGAUUCAGUCGGUUUCACUCUUCUGGACGGCGAUGGUCAGCCUGCCUCAGGCUCAAACAGUGCAUCCGCAACAUUGGCCACCCGAGCCGAAGACGAGACUGUUUCGGUAAUCGAUGAGGAAAGUGACGUGCAUCAGUCGAGGUCCGCAUCACGGAAUCAUUAUGGACAAUAUUUCCACCGGCACGCCCAUGGACAUCACUAA
Aspergillus pseudoviridinutans is the source of this 1779-nucleotide messenger RNA. RefSeq lists its product as uncharacterized. NCBI's taxonomy places the organism in Eukaryota, Fungi, Ascomycota, Eurotiomycetes, Eurotiales, Aspergillaceae. The transcript is spliced from 12 exons. Bases 1 to 1779 code for a protein of 592 amino acids. The record is from RefSeq and is a predicted model, not a curated record.